Brassica oleracea var. oleracea is the source of this 1335-nucleotide messenger RNA. RefSeq names its product uracil-DNA glycosylase, mitochondrial-like. NCBI's taxonomy places the organism in Eukaryota, Viridiplantae, Streptophyta, Magnoliopsida, Brassicales, Brassicaceae. Gene Ontology annotation, biological process: base-excision repair; base-excision repair, AP site formation via deaminated base removal. Gene Ontology annotation, molecular function: uracil DNA N-glycosylase activity. Bases 49 to 999 code for a protein of 316 amino acids. The record is from RefSeq and is a predicted model, not a curated record. The transcript is spliced from 7 exons. Gene Ontology annotation, cellular component: nucleus; mitochondrion.
GAAAUUGGGAUCUCAUGUUCGUAGUGAAAUUGAAAUCUGAAGACGGAGAUGGCUUCGUCCACAUCUAAAACCCUAAUUGACUUUAUUCAUCCCGCAAAACGCCUCAAAGCUUCCUCCUUUCCCGCCGUUUCCGCCGCCAGUUGUUCCCGCGGUUUGUGUUCUGCCUCAAAAUCGCCGCCUCGCGUAGUAACCGUUACCAAUUCCGUCGCCGACGACUCGUCCCGCUCCGAUUUCAACAAAUCCGUAGCCACGUCCAAACGCAACCUCGCCGUCUGCUCCGAGAAGGUCGCAAAAGCUAAAGCUGAAGGAAGCUGCUGCCACGUGCGUUUGAAUGAGCUGUUAGUCGAAGAGUCAUGGCUUAAAGCUCUCCCUGGAGAAUUGCAAAAACCCUACUUCAAGACCCUUUCCGACUUCCUUGAACGUGAGAGUAAAGGCCCUUUGAUAUAUCCGCCGCAGCAUUUGGUUUUCAAUGCUCUUAAUACAACACCUUUCGACCGAGUCAAGGCUGUCAUCAUCGGACAGGAUCCGUACCAUGGACCUGGUCAAGCUAUGGGUUUGUCUUUCUCUGUGCCUGAAGGAGAGAAGCUUCCUUCUAGUCUGUUGAACAUAUUCAAGGAGCUUCAGAAAGAUGUUGGCUGUUCAAUCCCGCGUCAUGGGGAUCUACAGAAAUGGGCUGUGCAGGGUGUUUUGCUGUUGAAUGCUGUUCUUACAGUAAGGAGUAAGCAGCCGAACUCACAUGCAAAGAAAGGAUGGGAACAGUUCACUGAUGCUGUCAUUCAAAGCAUUUCGCAGCAGAAGGAAGGUGUUGUCUUUCUCCUCUGGGGAAGAUAUGCUCAAGAGAAAUCCAAGUUGAUAGAUGGGAAUAAACAUCAUAUACUCACAGCAGCUCAUCCAUCUGGUUUGUCUGCGCAUAGAGGCUUCUUCAACUGCAGACAUUUCUCUCAAGCAAACCAGCUACUCGAACAGAGGGGGAUUCCUCCCAUAGAAUGGCAACUUUAAUCUCUUAAACCGCCGUGUUGAGAGUUGAGACCAAGACGAAGCAUGAGUGUUCUUGGGAAGCCAACCAUUUUUUGCAGUCCCUUCUGGUGAACAGAGCUUGAAGCUUUAAUCGUUAUAAUGCUCCUCCUAUUUUAUCACAGAAUCCUAGACGCCUAGGAUAGGCUGUUAAAGGUGUAUCCGAGUAUGUCCAAGUAGCAGUGGGGAGACUGUUUCAUUUUGUACUCUUAUGAAGAAUGGUGUGUAUUAUAUUAGGGGUGCGUGCUACUUGUAGAAUUUUCCUUGUUGCUACAAUGUAUGCACAACUUUAAAAAGUAUGGAUGGUUAGAUUUAUUAAAA